GCAAACCAAGUUCUUUCACUCCCUCAUAUAUAUAACGAGGCGCGGAUGGCGUUGGAAUUGUUUGAAGGCACAAUUCUGUGACACAUCCAUUACCUCUCAAGGCCCGCCAAUUGGAGCCCCUGACAAUUUCCAACCCGCGACCCCCUCACCAGCAGCAACUGUUGAUCUGAUUGUCGUUCGAGAGACGGAAACCAACAGCAUGGAUGUCGAGGAAGUUGAUCUUUCCCGUGGUUGGCCCAACCCCGCCCUGCUGCCCACAGCCGCCUUGGCUGAGGCCUCGGCCACGGUCAUGGCCACCCCGGCCAUCUGGACGCCUGCCUUGAUGUAUGGGCCGGAUGAAGGAUAUCAGCCAUUACGGGAACACAUCGCUCGUUGGCUAACGACGUUCUACCAGCCACGCGACCCCGUCACUCCGGAGCGCAUCUGCAUCACGGGUGGCGCCAGUCAAAAUCUGGCAUGUAUCUUGCAGGUCUUUACUGAUCCUAUCUACACCCGCAAUGUCUGGAUGGUCGCCCCCACGUAUCACCUGGCCUGUCGCAUCUUUGACGAUUCCGGUUUCGCUGGUCGUCUGAGAGCCAUCCCUCAGCACGAUGCGGGGUUGGACCUGGCCUAUCUCCGACAGGAGUUGAUUGCGGCCGAGGAGAGGGCGGGGAAGGAACACAACAGUGCACCGAAAUGCAAACCGUCUAGGCCAUGGGGGAAAAUCUACAAGCAUGUCAUCUACGCAACCCCCACCUUCUCCAACCCGUCUACUCUCACCAUGUCAUUGCGGGAUAGGGAACAGCUGGUUCGGAUCGCGCGAGAAUUCGAUGCCUUGAUCAUCACGGAUGAUGUCUAUGACUUCCUUCAAUGGUCACCGGACCCAGCUAAGACUCUUCCGCAGCCCGCCCAAGCGUCCCUACCUCGUCUUGUGGAUGUGGACCGGUCUCUGGACGGGGGACCUCAGGAUGAAUGGGGUAAUGUGGUGAGCAACGGAAGCUUUAGCAAGCUGAUUGGGCCCGGCAUCCGGACUGGCUGGGCGGAAGCUACCGAAAAGGUAGCAUAUGGCCUGUCGCAGACAGGCUCAAGUCGAUCCGGAGGUGCUCCAUCACAGCUGUCCGCUGCGGUGGUUGCGCAGCUGUUCCCCACGGGGAUCAUACAAGGCUUCAUUGGUGAAUCUCUGCAGCCGGCGUACGCGCGACGAUACUAUCGGAUGAUGUCUGCCAUCCGUGAACAUCUUGUUCCCUUGGGCGUAGGGCUCCCUCCGGCUCCUGAAGUCGCGGGCGGCUACUUCAUCUGGCUUCGACUCCCCUUACCCUUGCGAGCGAGUGAUCUUGCGUCCAUCGCCCAACGGGAUCAGAAACUGAUUGUGGCGCCCGGUAAUGUGUUCAGGGUGCAGAGAGAUCCGGCGACCGGUAAGAACGAGUUUGAUGAUGGCAUGCGCCUAUGCUUUGCGUGGGAAGAGGAGAACAAGCUAGAGGAGGGAGUGCGUCGACUUGCCUCGGUCAUCCGGGGAGCGCUGCAAUAAACGCCAUGGCCGUGUGCAAG
Molecule: messenger RNA, 1527 nt
Organism: Aspergillus ibericus CBS 121593
Lineage: Eukaryota; Fungi; Ascomycota; Eurotiomycetes; Eurotiales; Aspergillaceae
Product: aminotransferase-like domain-containing protein
Exons: 3
Coding region: 200-1507 (435 amino acids)
Biological process (GO): biosynthetic process
Molecular function (GO): pyridoxal phosphate binding; L-2-aminoadipate:2-oxoglutarate transaminase activity
Source: RefSeq, a predicted model, not a curated record